Messenger RNA from Mytilus trossulus (common blue mussel), 1209 nucleotides. RefSeq lists its product as uncharacterized. The transcript has 2 exons. Lineage: Eukaryota; Metazoa; Mollusca; Bivalvia; Mytilida; Mytilidae. The coding region runs from base 121 to 1209 and encodes 362 amino acids. Gene Ontology annotation, cellular component: membrane. The record is from RefSeq and is a predicted model, not a curated record.
AGGACAAGCAGGUGUUUCUAAUGAUCUCAAACUACGUUUCCAUGUGUACUUACCAACUAUUAAUGCAUUGCUUGUUUACGUAACAAAGAGUACCAUAGACCCAAACAGACACACCUGAUAAUGUUAUCUGAUGAACAUUAUGAUUCCUAUGACAAUGGAAGUUAUGAAGACACGUGUGAACAAAGUGAAAUAUAUAUUCCAGCAACAUGGGUCACCGUCACCUUGAUGUGUUUGGCUGUAGAAACUAUUGUAGUCAAUCUAGUUGUGAUAAUUGUAUUUAUCCGUCCCAAACACCGGACACCAUCAACUGUUUUACUUUCAUUGUUAGCUGCUUCAGACAGCAUAGCAGCGAUCCUAGCGUCAAUACCAAAACUUGCUGGGUUUGUUUUUUACACUGAUGAUCUCGAGGAAAAUAUAGAAUAUUUUGGCGGAUGGAUUUGGUUUGAACAUUAUCCAGAUUGUAACGCUUGGAUGUAUGUGAUAAACAUUUCAUCUGCAUUUCACUGCAUAUCUAUAAGUAUAACGGUUAUAUUGUGUAUUCAAAAGGUAAUUGCUUUACGAUUUCCGCUUUGGAGCUUGCAGCGGGAACAAAACAAGUCAAAUAAGUUUUUGAUGUGUCUAAUUUUGGUCCUUUUUACCAGUGUGUUCGCAUGGAAAACAGUUAAAGACAAUAAGAUGUUAUAUAAUGGAAGAAAUAAUGUUUGCUGCUUCAAUGAUAUAUAUGAAACAGAUGAUAUCGAUCUACUCAAUACUGGAUUGAAUAUUUUCCUCCUAGCUUCCGUGCUCAUCAUAAUAUUAUGCACUGUUUAUCUGAGUUUCAAACUUUUUAAAAAUACAAAAUAUAGUCACAGAAUUAGAAAUACAACUGCUAACGCGAGAGCGCAAAGAUCCGCAAUGCUAGUCCUACUAAUAUCAAUUGUAUUCGUACUCUCGGAGAUAUUAAAUAUCUUAACAACUAUUAAUUAUUCAAGACUGCUUCCAACCUAUAGUGUACUAUUGGAGGGGGCCUGUGACUCGUAUUGUUUGUUAAGUAGACAAGUUGGGUUUUCGUUAAACUUGAUAGUAUACCUGAUUAUGAGUGAAAAUUUAAGGAACACAAUUAUAACAACAUUUGCAGAGUUUUUUGUGUGUCAACGACGGACGAAAAGUAAACAAUUGGCGCCAACUAUCAAUUCGAUUUCCAAUGGCACUAUGUCAACUCAUAUGUAA